Molecule: messenger RNA, 1070 nt
Organism: Lates calcarifer (barramundi perch)
Lineage: Eukaryota; Metazoa; Chordata; Actinopteri; Centropomidae
Gene: grp
Product: gastrin-releasing peptide
Biological process (GO): neuropeptide signaling pathway
Molecular function (GO): neuropeptide hormone activity
Source: RefSeq, a predicted model, not a curated record
CACCUCCUGCAGUCACCCUGCAAUCUCUGAACAAACAGUAGCGAGCAAUAAUAAUUACCGGCAGGAGAUAAUCAUUUGUCAUCAUCACUUUCUCAUUCUGAUACCGGCACCGUGCUACUUUUAAAAACACCCGCUGACGCACAGCUGUAUCAGGAGGGGCACUUAACUUUGACCAGCAGUCGUUUCUAUCAAGGGCAGCGGGAGUGCAACUUCAACAAGUCUGCAGCUGGACGCCUUUUUUCAUCCCUGCCUUUCACGGUUCACAGAGAUAAAGAUCGACUAUGGUGGAGAUUUUCUAAAGUUAGAUAAAGUUAGAUCAACCGCAACUGAGGAUCGAUAUACCGUUAUUUAGACCAGACAUUUCCUCUGAUAACAUGGGCGGAGUGUGCUUGUGCUGCUCAUGGACUUGCAGACCAGUGUGGCCAGUUUUUAUUAUUCUGGCUACAAUACCCUGUAUGUUGCACUCCUCAGAGAGUCCGGCAGCAGUUGUUGGAAAAAUGUAUCCACGCGGCAACCACUGGGCUGUAGGUCAUUUGAUGGGAAAAAAGAGCGUUGAGACCCUGCCUGAUAUGCAGGAGACAAUUCCCGACAGCAACUACCUCACACCCUCCAGAAACAGCCGGGUCACAGAGCUGGAGCGAUUUGAGCAUCUGAUAGAGGGUCUGCUGCAACGAGAGAGCCAAAAACAGAUGAGGCUACAAACUGCAGACAGGCUGCUUCGACUGCACAGCGGCUGGAGACAAGAGGACAGAGACAAGUAUCUCAGAGAGAUGUCAGACCUGCUUCUUCUGGCUUUGAAACUGCAAGGCAAUGACUCCACCUGAGGGCAACACGGAUUCUGAUUGAACAGCCAUCAUUAUCUACUUAACAUGUGCCAUGUAAUCACUUAUCCACACUGAAAAGGUUUUUCUGCUUUAAGAAACUGCUGGAAACCCAAUAGACGUUUAUUUUAUCAUUAAUUUCACAUUUCUAAUAUGUAUAUCAUGCAACAGUUUGACUACAGACUGACCUGAAAACUUUAUGUUACACAAUAUGAAAACCUAAAUAAAUUCAUCGUUGUGAUAACUGCA